Messenger RNA from Notodromas monacha, 294 nucleotides. Lineage: Eukaryota; Metazoa; Arthropoda; Ostracoda; Podocopida; Cyprididae. The record is from the annotation of a GenBank genome assembly.
AUGGUGAGCAUUGCUUCGUGCUUCACGGAUACGCAGUUGAAAGAAGAAAAAAAAGGUCUGACCAAACUAUUUCCUCGAUGCUUUUUCCCAUACUGGAGCGAUUAUGCAAAUCUCGAGCUUCUGUGUGCCAAAAUCUUUUUGCUUCCCUCGUCCACGGCAACGAGUCCCAGUGAAAAAGAGUCCGAGCAAACAGCGAUGAAUUGUCAAACAGACCUUUUUGACAGGAAAGAGAACGGCAAGAACAACGUUCACAAGGUACAACCAAAACUCCCGCAUCCAAACCCAGUGUCUUGA